AUGUCCUUGCGCGGCCCCAUGCGGCGGUCGCAUCUGCGGCAGGUGAGCGCGGCGAGCUUGGAGAGCAGCUCCACCCAUUCGCUGGAGGCCUCUCAUCACCGUGACCAUGAUCAUGAUGCAACCACGGACGAGAGAACGGUCAGGCUGUCUUCAACAAGUUUGGUUCGGCACCAAUGUGCGCUGUGGGUACACGAUGAAAUGUUCUCCCGUGAAGAGGUUUUGUUAAACCCAUCGGCUUUCGGCGAAUCCGGAGUCCAAGUUGGGGAUGUUGUCGAGAUUCUGCCCGUUCGAGCAUCUGGCGACAUGAACAAUUACUCUUUAAAGUCCGAGGCUGCUUCAAAAUCCACUCGUGAGAGUCACGCCGAAAUGAACUCGUCAUCUCAGACGGACAGCACCUCGAAAUUCAAGACUCCCUUGCAGAGCCGGUGUUUAUUCGUGGUGAAAGCCCUCCCACCCGAAAUUAAGGCUCGUCACCCACAGCUGGAGAUUUCUGUGACCAACAAUGUCGCCAAUAUCUUUGGCUUCAAGAACAGGACGCAAGUUCUCCUGUCGAUUGUAGACCGCGAACAAUGCGCGGCGUCUCAUGUUGAUAUCGCAUUUCGCGACCAGUACUUGGUCCGCUCUGACAUGUGGAGACUCGUCAUGUCGGAACUGGCAGAUAAGAUUGUCUACAAGGGACAGAAGAUCAUGUUCAUGGGAAGCAUCAAAGCCACUGUCAAGAACAUCUUCAUUCGGGAGAAGAAAUGCCUCUCGGGAUACUUUGCUCCAAGUACUAUCCCGGUUUUCCGAAGCGAGUCUGCCAAAUAUGUCCUGUUCAUUCAGAUGUCAAGGGAAAUGUGGGAUUUCGAUUCCGAAGGCACCGGUGAUAUCUUGUUCAGUCGAGUUAUCAACGGCUUCUUGCCAGAGCUCUUCAAGAGAUGGGCCAAUUCUGAUGCAAAGCACCUGGUGACUAUUGUAUUAUUCACUCGAGUCGAAUACGAUGCGCCCACUCACACCAGCCAAGCUAAACUCAGCACUGGGAAUCUCAGCACAAAAUCUGGGCCGAACAAAAACCCGACCCGAGACUUCUAUCGCGUGGUAGUCAAUGAUAUGGCAAGUGGUCACUGGACAACGAUACUUGACGAGCUCAAAAGGGAAUUUAGAACCUUCUUGCGAGAUGUCUCAAUCCUGAAAUCGGAUGACGUUGAGGCUGCAUCUGGAAGUGGCAUCAAGAUACCUUCUAAACCACACAUGGCAACCAUUGCCGGACAUCCCAGCACAGCCUUACGAGGAAAUAUUUUAGAGGCCAUCCAUCUUGCCUCUGCCCAUUUAGCUUUCGAUCACAUCGAUCGGGACAUGGUUCACACUGGUACUUCAAUCAUCGUCAUUACGCCCGGUAGUGGCGUUUUCGAGGUCUCGUACGAGUCCUUGGCUUCUACAACGGAGGCACUUGCAAAUCGUGGCAUAGCCAUUGACUUGGUCUGUCUGAGUCCCAUGCCUCUUCACUCUGUGCCGUUGUUUAAAUACAAGGAACCGGUGGAGCAGCCAUCGGGUGUAACAGGAGAACCUAGUCCUGGUGACAUUCGAAGGAACGUGCCUUCACCUGAGAUACAUCAUUCCCUAUCAAGUGUUGUUAGCAGAUCAUCUUACCUCUCCCCGAGCUCAUAUCUGUCUGCAACAAGAAUGAGGGAACGUGCGGCUCCUCAGGCUAAAGAGUGGAGCUUCGGUAUUCCACAUUGGCUUGAUAUUUCCUACUGGAACCCUGAAACCUACCGAGAGGCUCGAAGAAUCCUGAAGAAAGACCCCAAUGCCCCAAUUUCGUCAACUGUCACUCGGCCAUCCAGGGAAUUUACACCACGAGUACGCAUGUAUGAGAUUCAAAUGAUGGGGGUCAUGGAGAGUGAACAGUCAAAUAUCUCGAUCCCAUAUCUUGCCGAAGGACGUGGUGGAGCGAGGCCUCGUGCAUCCUGGCCAGGAUACGGCCAGUUAAGCCGUCCUCCCCCGAAGACCCGUUUCGCCAAUUCUUCGUCAUUGAAGGCGCCAUACAGUGACAGUCUACGACCAGGGUCGUUCAUUCAAAAUGCUUCUUCAAACUCAGCAGACUCGCAAACCCAAGAACACCAGAACUCGCGAAAGUCUGUGAUGGCUUGGAUGGACCAAUACGAUGAAAACCUCUUUACUCUCUCCCCGAAAAAGCGACAAAUACACAGGACCACCAGGCAAAAGCGACCUAGUGAAACGGAAGUCCAGGCCGCCAGUGCUGCAGUGCAUGAACGGCUUUCUGCCCGCUCAAUUAUGCGACUCCGUGAUCAUGAAACAAAUCCAGCAGAGGACGAUGAGUCUUCGCUCCCCGGGCCUCGAAGGAUUGACUCCAUUACAACGAUAACACCCAAACGCCCGGGCUCGAUCAAGAGCAUGUCUCCCAAGAAGCCAGCAUUGAAGAAGACGCCGGCAGCAAAGACCUCGCGAAUUUCCAAGACUAUUAGUUUCGCGCUUCGAGGUCUAAGUGCCACUCCCCCAAGAGCCCAAGCAAGCACAGGAAUCAAUGUGGAGCAUGCGAGUGCGUUGCCCGCUGUGGUAUCCAGAACUCCAGCUGGGUCAAUCUCUGAUUCAAGGAGCAUUACUUCUUUAAGUCCUUCAGAAACAACGUCCACUCAAACUGCCAUUGAUGUGCCUUCAAGACCUCCUUCGCCCGGAAAGACUUCACAGCCUCACUCCAAGCCAAUUUCCAUCAAGAUACCCCCGAAAAAUCCACCAAAGGAAAUAGAGCAACCAGAGCGCGUAGGAACCCAUGGAUCAUUAUCGACGUCUGCAGCAGAGAUACCAGCUCACGAACUUGGUCGUAAUCAAAACGAAGGCUCGUACCGGGAUCACAAGGUUGAGAUCAAACUCAGCCACAGCCCACGCGAGCCAUCUGCGCGCAACUCACCAAGCAAAGCUUUAUCUCCUUGGGUUCGCUCGGUCAACCCUUGUAACACUCCCAAGGAUGUACUGCGAGAUACUAGCUGGUUUGGCCGUUGGCAACACGCGUAUCCACGGCCACCGCAUGUGGCUGUCGUCAAGUGGAAAAGUUUGAAAUCCCCUGCAGUGCUUCCAUUGACGACCGAGGAACUACCAACAGCCAGUGAGCUUGCUUCGGAUUAUCUGCAGACUCCAUAUCGUGUCUUUCCAAAUGAAGACUCGGAAGGCAUAGAGGCACCAAAGACACGGGGUGUUCUUAUACGGGAAAUGAUCGCGCUGCGACUCUCUCACGGGUUCCAGAUCGUUGUUGGAAAGAAUGUGGCCGAAGUAUCAGGACAGCCCGCCCUUGAGUCAUUGAACGUUUUCGACUCUCGGGGACUAGAACGAGACGGCCUGACCGUGUUCCUAUCUAAGGGCAACACUAUUCACCGACUUGUCUGCGUUCAGGGAGGAGAGGUGGAAGUGACACGAUUCACCCAUCAAAACUCUGCUAUGCUCAUAUGCCCUAAGAAGACCACUUUCACUCUCUACCAACCGGCCAUGAAGACAAUUCUAAGCCCGGAAUACGAAAUCAAAGACAUUAAACUGGAUCCAACCGCCGAAGAGUACAAUUGGAACUAUGCCGACAACUACGUGGCUGGUCACCGAGACUACCUCCAGAAUCCGGCACAGCAACUGCAUUUCUGGCGAGUUCGUUAUGUGCUCAUUCCGCUCCAACUUUAUCCCAGUUCGCGGCGCCAUCUGCAGUCUUUCAAUGAGGACAACGAAGAAGAAAUUCAUUUGCUUGGUAUCAGCCAGCUGACACACAUCUGGCAACGGUACAAGUAUGUAUCGCCGGAAGAAAAGCUUUUCGAGACAUCGAACCCAAAGACAGAUCAAAACCCCCUCAACAUCAUGUACCAAACACGCAAUCCAUCAGAGAUUGUUACAGCAGAAUUGGAUCGAUUGCUUCUCACUGAUCCAGGUCUUGACAAUGCCCCAGCUCAGCUCUUACCAGAGUCGGAACUGCUGGAGAGAUCAAGCAUCAGUCUUUCAUCGCUAGCGCAAAUCAUUCAAGGCGAGAAAGGUGUGCGGAUGAUGGAUCGACGGUGGCAUUGGAGACUGCACUACAACUGUUUCAUUGGCUUUGAAUUCACCACCUGGCUUUUGCAAAACUUGCGUGAUAUUGAUACCCGCGAAGAAGCAGUCGAGUUUGGAAAUGAGUUGAUGAAGCAUGGUUUGUUCCAGCAUGUGGAGAAGAGACACAACUUCCGAGAUGGCAAUUAUUUCUACCAGGUCUGUGCCGAUUACCGCGUCACUCGUCCAGAGUCUCGAGGGAGUUGGUUCCCUCAGCUUAGAGCAGAUAAAUCGAUGCCAUCAACGCCAGCGAUUGGAACUGCAAAAGACUCUCCUACUAGUCUCCAUGCGCGAUCAGACAGCAUCGAUGAGCGCAUACCGCAAACACCAAGUACUCCCUCCAAAGCCAAGAACAAAGUUGCCAUCAUGUUGUCCAAAUCGAUGAAAUAUGAUGUCGAUCCGCGCAAACGGUCCAACCGGCCAGAAGUCAUCGACCUCCACUAUGACCGACUGCACAAUCCCGAGAACUGCUUCCAUAUCGAGCUCAGCUGGAUGAGCACGACCCCAAAGCUGAUCGAAGACACGGUACUCUCAUGGGCCUCGACAGCCGAGAAAUUCGGUCUCAAGCUAGUCCAAGUACCGAUCGCCGAAGGCUGCGCCAUCGACAAAACCCAACCAUUCCGCAAACCCUACGAGAUAAAGCUGAAGCUCCCACCUCCAAAGGCGCCCCUCCACACGGUAUUCAACAACGCAUCAUUCGCGCAACCGGGUCCCCCCGACCCCAAUUACUACCAGAAGGCAAUAUUGCGCAAAUUCGACUUCGUCCUAGAUUUCGAAGCAUGCUCCGCAUUCCCAGCAGACGUGGAAGUCUCCUACUCAUGGGGAAAGCCAGACUAUCUGUACCCGCAAUUCAUCCACCGAACAGGCAGCAUCCUAGCCCAGAUCACCAACGAAGGCAACUUCCUCCUGUUAGCCAACCGACUCGUGAGCACGCGCGGAACAGCAGGUCGGGACCCAGGCCGCUUCGACCACAGUCGACCCGACUUCCGAGGCCGCGCAACGACAACCCAUGAUAACCUCGAUCGCGUCUCGCCUCGCCUGUCCCCGGUUACACGACCUGUCCACGACAUUGGCAGUCCGAUGACCGCAUCCGGAUCCUUGAGCAUCGACUCUGCAAACCUCUAUCGCGCCCCAGAGUAUAUCCUCAACGGCCUGGUUGAGUUCUGCAGCGAUGAAGCACAGCUGAAGCAGUUCUACUCGGAGUCGCAUGUUCGUCCCGCUUCGACAAAGGUGGAGCCUGCUACUACGAACCUGAUGGAUGCGUCGAUCCCGUCACUGGAGCUUCCGGCUAGUGUGGAGGGAGUUGCUAUUGAGUGGAUGAGCAAUGUAGAGAGGUUUUCCGUCGAAGACGAGUCGGUCAAUCUGCUGUUGAACAAGUUUCAGAGACACCGAGGAGAUACCCUUAACUCGCCAACUGUCUCCGCCCAAAUCACCUCUCCAUCGGAGGGAAUCGUCGGUGUGAAACUUGUGCAUUGGGCUGGUCAAAACGACAACGGCCCUCACUACCACCUCAACACCAGCAAAGACCACAUCGCCAUCCAGCACAACAAAGAAGAAAACAAACUAAACUACAAAAGCGGACCACUAGAUCUAGACAUCAAUACCGCCGCCAACGAACUAGACCUAAUUUUCCGCUCCCCAACCGGCAAGAAACUAACCGGCCAAUCGUUCCGCUCAAUCGGCUACGUGCGCGACCAACGAAGCGAAAAGCACCGCUAUGAAGACGGCAUCUACGCCGAGAAGCAGGGUUACAUGCUUGCAGGACUAGACCUGGGCGUUGGCGAGAAGGUCUACGGCCUAGGAGAGCGAUUCGGACCUCUUGUCAAGAACGGGCAGGUGGUUGAUAUGUGGAAUGAAGAUGGUGGCACCUCUUCUGAACUUGCGUACAAGAAUAUCCCAUUCUAUAUUAGUUCGAGGGGAUAUGGUGUUUUUGUUAAUCAUCCUGGAAAGGUCAGUUUGGAGGUGCAGUCUGAGCGCACUACUCGGGUAAAUAUCUCUGUUGCUGGGGAGGAGAUUGAGUAUUUUGUCGUUUACGGGGCUACGCCGAAGGAGAUUCUUAAUCGGUAUACUUCUCUCACUGGAAGGCCGAGCCUUGUUCCGUCGUGGAGUUAUAAUCUUUGGUUGACUACCAGCUUUACUACCAACUAUGACGAGGAAACUGUCACUGGGUUCCUUGAUGGGUUCCGAGAUCGUGAUAUCCCACUGGGCGUCUUCCACUUUGACUGUUUCUGGAUGAAGUCGUACCAUUGGUGUGAUUUCGACUUUGACUCGGACAUGUUUCCCGAUGCCGUGGGAUACCUCAAGCGGUUGAAAGAGCGUGGGCUGCGCAUUAGUGUCUGGAUCAACCCAUAUGUAGGGCAGGCAUCACCGCUGUUCGAGGAGGGUAAGAAGAACGGCUACUUCAUCAAGCGCACCGACGGCUCCGUCUGGCAAUGGGACUUCUGGCAAGCCGGAAUGGCAGUAGUAGACUUCACCAACCCAGCAGCCUGCAAAUGGUACAACAGCCACCUAGAACGCCUAAUGGAAAUGGGCGUGGACAGUUUCAAGACCGACUUCGCAGAGCGCAUCCCAGUCAAAGGCGUCCAAUACCACAACGGCGCGGACCCAGAGCGUAUGCACAACUACUACGCCCUCCUCUACAACAAAAUCGUCUACGAGACUCUCAGCACCCGUGUCGGACGCAGCCAGGGUCUCCUCUUCGCGCGCAGUACCGCACCAGGCGGACAGGCAUCCCCCGUGCACUGGGGCGGCGACUGCGAGAGCACAUUCGAAGCAAUGGCUGAGUCACUGCGUGGUGGACUGAGCCUGAUGCUGUCCGGGUAUAUAUUCUGGGCAUCUGAUAUUGGCGGGUUUGAGGGGACGCCGCCACCGGCGCUGUAUAAGCGAUGGGUGCAGUUUGGGCUGUUGUCAUCGCACUCGCGUUUGCAUGGAUCUUCUUCGUUCCGUGUGCCGUGGAUCUAUGGCGAAGAUUGUUCGGAUGUAUUGCGGGAUUGUGUCAAGCGCAAGAUCUUGCUUACGCCGUAUAUUCUGCAGGAGGCGUUGAGGGGGCAUCGGGAUGGAACGCCGCUUAUGAGGCCGCUCUUCUUGGAGUUCCCUGAGGAUUUGAAUACUUAUGCUGUUGAUACGCAAUAUAUGUUUGGUCCGAAUUUAUUGGUUGCGCCGGUGUUUUCGGAGGAGGGUGAGGUUACUUUCUAUGUGCCCAGGUCUGAGGAUGAUGAGGCUGGGAAGUGGGUUUCGUGGUUUGAUCAUUCAAAGUCCUAUGAGUCCGGUUGUUGGUACACUGAGACUCAUGGCUUUGAUACUUUGCCUAUCUUGAUUCGCCCGGGGUCGGUGACUGUUGUCAAUCCCACGAUCAAGGCUCCUGAAGAUGAUGCGCUGUCAGGAGUUGAGUUGCUGAUCAAUGGUCGUUUGCAGGGAGAGACCACGAUCGAGAUUGUCAAUUCAGCUCAGACGGACGAGGUCUUGGAGACCGUUCAGCUUUCUCCUGCUGCGGAUGGGAAGGUCGAAGCCAGUGGCCAUCCAGUGAAAUUGGUCUAUGUUGCUUAA
Molecule: messenger RNA, 7602 nt
Organism: Penicillium arizonense
Lineage: Eukaryota; Fungi; Ascomycota; Eurotiomycetes; Eurotiales; Aspergillaceae
Exons: 6
Coding region: 1-7602 (2533 amino acids)
Biological process (GO): positive regulation of autophagy; intracellular signal transduction; negative regulation of TORC1 signaling
Cellular component (GO): GATOR1 complex
Molecular function (GO): GTPase activator activity; hydrolase activity, hydrolyzing O-glycosyl compounds; carbohydrate binding
Source: RefSeq, a predicted model, not a curated record